Molecule: messenger RNA, 1222 nt
Organism: Drosophila teissieri
Lineage: Eukaryota; Metazoa; Arthropoda; Insecta; Diptera; Drosophilidae
Product: carbonic anhydrase 6-like
Exons: 5
Coding region: 165-1016 (283 amino acids)
Cellular component (GO): cytoplasm
Molecular function (GO): zinc ion binding; carbonate dehydratase activity
Source: RefSeq, a predicted model, not a curated record
UUCGCAGUCGGAGCAGCAUUCAAGUUAUCAUAUCUCCCGCCCAUUCACCUCGGAAAAACUAAGUGAAAUCAGAGCCGCCAUAAGACACACGAGUUAUCCGGAAUCAAUUUCAAUUAUAAUAUUACAUAUUGCAAUUGUAAGAAUCACAACUGAAAUCCGCAACCAUGCAGGCGAGUGCUUUUCACAAGCUGUUACUGCUGCUUCCGCUCGCGUUUUUUGAAAUGACCAAUGGUUCCGGAGAUUGGGACUACCUGUCGAAUGGAAAGGACUGGGGAGACCUCUGCGCCACCGGAAAACUGCAAUCACCGAUUGCGCUGGAUAAAAGCAAAGCAGUUAAGAAGCCAAUGCCGAAGGUCUGGUUCGGACACAAUACGCUUGAGCUGAGGCGCCCCCUGUGGCUUAAGAACAAUGGACACACAAUUAACAUGGACAUACCCACGACGAUCAAGGGAUGGAAACCCUUCAUAGCCGGGGGCCGUUUGAGGGGUCGCUACUAUGCCGUUGGCAUGCACAUUCAUUGGGGAUCCAAGAAUUCCCCCGGAGCCGAGCAUUCGCUGAAUAAGUUUCGAUAUGACGCCGAAGUACAUAUUGUUUGUUAUAGCUCCAAGUACAAUGAUAUUGUGGAGGCAGUGGAACACAAAGGUGGUAUUGCUGUUGUGGCGAUUUUCUUGGCCAUUGAAAGGAAAAACAAACCCGACACCAGUGGCCUAAGGAAGUUUAUAGAUGCAUCCGCACGGAUUCCGUACCACAAUUCGAACACGACUAUUCCUGGUGUCUAUAGCUUGAACGACUUGAUGGGGAAUCCGGAUCUCGAGCACUUCUACUCCUACGAUGGCUCACUGACCACGCCCGGAUGCCACGAGUCUGUCAUCUGGACUGUGUUCAGCACAGUUGAACGUGUCUACAUUGAAGCCUUUGGCAGGUUGUGGAAACUGCUGGACCAUUCGCACAACAAGCUGAUCAACAAUUUUCGCACUGUCCAAGCGCUGAACAACCGAACUGUGUACUAUAGGUGAACAUGUUACUGACAUCCCAAAACUAUGGAUCUGAUGAUGAAAGAGUGGGCUAAAGAACUGAGACGAAGGUUUCUGCGCUGGAAGUCGAUCCAGAUGGUAUUUGAGUUGUGCUCAAGUUGUUACAACAGCUGUUAGUCUUCGAGCUAUCGAGUUGUGAUAGAAGCACACCUUUAUUAAACAACCAAAAAUCUAUAUUUUAAUCUCAA